AUGCGAGAUUCUGCUAAAAACAACUAUUGUCGAUCUGAAUGGGUUUCACGAGUAAAUGUUAGUAAUAUUGUAACAGUUUAUAUUAAUGAUACAAAACAUCCUUUUUAUCAUUCAAAUCAAAUAGUAUAUAUUGUUGAACAUAUUGAAGUUUUUAAAGCACCAUCAAGAUUUAAUGGAACAUUACCACCAUAUAUUUAUACACCAUCUGAAUCAGCUGCUUGUGGAUUAGAUUUAUUAAGUAAAGGUCAUGAAUAUUUGUUAUCAGGACAGUUUUCAUCUCAUAACAUUGCUACAACAACAUUAUGUGGUCAGAUUCUUUCUGAUCUUAAACCUUCGGUCGGUAUUAUUCAAGAAUGGAAAGAAAUUGAUGAUCUUCAAAAAGCUGCACUUCAACAUAAUGGUUAUGAACCAUGUAACAAUGAAAUGGUCAAGGACAAUAAACUUACUAGUAAAAUUAACAAUGCUACAUCAACACCAACAAUUCCAGUUGCAACAUUGAAAGGAAUUAAACAAAAAUCAACAGAAGAAGUGAUUAAAAAUUAA
Molecule: messenger RNA, 543 nt
Organism: Strongyloides ratti
Lineage: Eukaryota; Metazoa; Nematoda; Chromadorea; Rhabditida; Strongyloididae
Product: Netrin domain and Proteinase inhibitor I35, tissue inhibitor of metalloproteinase family and Tissue inhibitor of metalloproteinases-like, OB-fold domain-containing protein
Exons: 2
Coding region: 1-543 (180 amino acids)
Biological process (GO): negative regulation of membrane protein ectodomain proteolysis; negative regulation of endopeptidase activity
Cellular component (GO): extracellular matrix
Molecular function (GO): protease binding; metalloendopeptidase inhibitor activity
Source: RefSeq, a predicted model, not a curated record